AAACCUAGCUACUCCACUACUUAGGUAUUGCAUUUGAUGAAGAAUUCACGUAAGUUCCUGUAUUUAUAAUCCAGACACUGUCUUUAUCCGUAUCCAUAAGACUCAAGAUUGUAACGUCCAAUGAAUAGAUGCGGGUGUAUGAUAUGAAUGAUCGGAUCCACUUCUUUCUCGAGGUAGCGGAGUUCAUCCUAUUGGGAUAUAUGAGUUAUAGUUACCCAUCCAAUGUCUACUUACUUAAUGAACUUCAUUUUGUAUCUUCUAUACAUAGACAAAAUCCACUCAUAUCUAUAGUUCUAUAUGCCAACAUUUGAUGGUGUUGACAAUAGGGUUGAUUAAAUUUAAUUCAUUAUUUAUAUUAUGCAAUUUUGUAUUUCUAAACAUAUUUUUUGGUUUUCUUUUUUAUGUUGUUUUCUUUCCUUUGUAAAAAUCCAGGGUACAUUUGAAUAUUAUGUACGACUUAAUUUAAUCGAAUGAGAUUUGGUAUGAGCUACUGUGCAUAUGUACCAUAGCGACAGCGUCAAGAUGGCGGCAAAUGGACCCUCGUUAGUAGAGUCCAGCAAGACUAAGAAAAACCUUAUGAUUAAGGGUCAAGGCAAGGGAGGAGGAGGAUUUAAGCUCCUGCGGAGACCGAGAGCCCCGAAAUUACCGCCCCUUGAACCUGAGUUACCGCCUUCACCUGAUAAACCUUUCUAUGAAAUAUAUGACUUUGAACAGGAAGAGGAUUUCAAUCAGCGACAUCUUCAUUCCCCAACCCCUAGUGUAGUCCCCAGCCUUGUGUCCCCGCCCCCUUCAGAGUCACAUCCCACCAGGGGUACAUACUACAGAAACUUUGGGAUCUCACCUCAUAGUAAUGGAUCCUUACUACGUAAAGAUGAUAAAAAGUUUGUGCUGGAUCCAAUUUAUCGUGAAAAAACUAGUUUAGGUACAUAUGUUGACGGUAAAUCGCUAGUGAAACCAUUUAAACCAAGGGGACCAGAGGUCUUCCCCACCAGACCCCCCAAAAAGCCAGGGGAGAUUCUGCAGAUGGACAAUUUUGAGGAUAUCCGAUACUAUCAGCCUCCAGCAUUUACUCUGGAUAAUUUUGUUUAUCAUCUCUCAGACCUUCGUAACAUACCUGUUCGUAAAGUCAAGGAAAUGUUUUAUUCAAAGCACAACUAUAAAAAAUUGACGAAAAUUUUGGCAGAGAAAUACAUCACUCCCACUGUUCAAGAGGAAAUCAAAAUAAAUGAAAUGACACCAGAAGGACAGAACAUUCCACCAUCUGAGCCCAGGAUUCCCCAGAAACAGCUUCUUGUCGAAAUGGCAGCCAUGAUUAAACAGCAUGUGCGAGACCUAAUGAAUACUGAGGUCAAAUCAGUGAUUCGGCCGUUACGGAAAUACAGCCCUUCGUAUGCCGACGAUAACGUCCCUCACACUGAGAUCAUUCUAUAUGAGGAUGACACUUUUGAUGUUACUCAAGAUCUACAGGAUACAGAAAUUCCAGGGGCUGAUUCAAUGUUUCACUCGGCCCCAUCUAGAUAUUUCCAGGGAGCUGGACGCAGUCAGUCUCCUUUCACUGCUCCCUCAGAAAAUGCCAUAUCUCCAUCAGAACUGGCUAUCUUGGAUGCUCUGAUAAAUGGCGGAAAAGCUCUCAGUCUUAAGGCACAUUUUAUAUCGGAAAUGCCAGAUAUCUCACCUCUAAUGAGGACAGUGACCUAUGUUAAUUUGUCUUUCAAUGAUUUCUCGCUUUUCCCUCGCGAGAUCCUGGAAAUCCGACAUCUGGAAAUUUUGAAGCUUCGGAACAACCCUCUUAGGGAACUUCCAUCCGACAUCCAUCGCCUGCGGAGCCUCAGAAUCCUAGUGGUCUCCUUCUGUCUCCUCACCAACAUCCCCAUGGGGUUGUUUGCCUUGCCCAAGCUGAUUCACUUGGAUAUUUCCUAUAACAAACUGACUUUCAUUCAGAAUGAGAUUGCCAACAUGAGGAACUUAAGGGAGCUAAACAUGGAGGGGAACCAGUUACCUGCCAUGCCAUGUGGGGCUCUACUCCUGGACCUGUUCUACCUCAAUGUCAAAAAUAACUUCAUGCAUCCGCUGUUCUGGAAGGAAAACACCCAAAACCAGCCCCAGAGAUUGAUUGACAUGUGUGCUCUGACGUUAGUGGAAGGGGAGGUAAUCACAGAAAAAGACCCUCUCCCAGAGUCUGUCAGGAAAGUCUUGGCCAAUCGAUCAGUGUGUGAUUGUUGCCAUGGAGCCCUGUAUGGACCGGGUCUGCGAAUUAUCCGUCCCGUUAGCAAACUUCACGGAAUCAAGAACCUUCCAUUUCUUUUUCGAGCCUGUUCACCAAGCUGUCUGCAAGUCUUUAAGCACAGUAAGGACACACUGUCAGAAAUCCUGUACGGUGCGCAGGCUACGCCUCGUGGGUUUGGGGAGGAGGAGGAGGAAUAAAGGGGAAUAAUUCAGGACAGGGAACACACCAGGGGGAGCCACCGACUAUAAACAUUGCUGUGGAUGACAUGUACUGAUGGAAUAAAGUGUGAAGGAAGGAAACAUUGUAAAGACAAAAAAAUUGACGAUUUUGUUUCAUAAAGGUGCCUGUUUAAACAAGACUGAAUGUGAUUACAUUGAGGUGCCUGUUUAAACAAGAUUGAAUGUGAUUACAUUGAGGUGCCUGUUUAAACAAGACUGAAUGUGAUUACAUUGAGGUGCCUGUUUAAACAAGACUGAAUGUGAUUACAUUGAGGUGCCUGUUUAAACAAGACUGAAUGUGAUUACAUUGAGGUGUCUGUGAAUGUGAUUACAUUGAGGUGUCUGUGAAUGUGAUUACAUUGAGGUGCCUGUGAAUGUGAUUACGUUGAGGUGAUGUGUCGGAGAACUGAUGUACCACUUUCUGUGUAUUGUGAGAUUGUGAGUGUGUUGAUAACUCGGCUCUUUCCAGAUUGGGAAAUAGUGAGUAUGUAUAAAACUCAGCUCUGUCCAGAUUGUGAAAUUGUGAGUUUGUAUAAAACUCAGCUCCACCCAGAUUGUGGGAUUGUGAGUGUGUAUAAAACUCAGCUCCGCCCAGAUUGUGGGAUUGUGAGUGUAUAAAAGUGUUUUAUGAGAGAAAUUUAGAGAGCAGAUUUGUUACAUUAUCAGUUGUGCAAAAUAAAACUUGUUGAUUUCAUUUUGCAAAGUUUAUAAAACUGAAAAUGUUGUAUAUUUGUGGUACAUAGUUUGCAAGCAAUACUUGGAAAGUCUGAAGAUUUGAUGAUAGCUACAAUGUAUGUCUGGCCCUAAAAUUCAAACUUUCUUUUGAUUUCUUGGAAUCAGUUUCCCGAGAAAAAUUAGUCGGAAACAGAAAUGAGAAUUAUAUAUUUCCCAAAAAUAAUUCCUCUUCUGGAAUAUGACAUCACAGAGUUGGUGAUUUUUUGGGGGUUUCUCUAAAAAUUGUUAAAUAUGUCAACAUCACAGCCAGACUUUUGAACUAAAUCUCACUUUAACAGAAGGAACAUAUGAUUAAAAAGUGAAACUGAAAUCAGAGUUGUCCAAGUUUUAUGGCAUAGGAACCAGUCUUUACAUAGGAACCAGUUUUUACAUUGGUCAAAACUUAUGUUCAGUAUAUAUAUAUAUAUAUAUAUAUAUAUAUAUAUAUAUGCACACAAGUAUAUAUAUUUCUUCUCUCAAAUCCAUGAAUAUUGUAAAUGUUUUCAGGAUUAAACACUAUAAACAAUGUCCAUCUAGUUUUAAAACAAAACGUUUUCUGUGAUAUAUUUACUUCUUUGUAAGUUUACAAUAAACCAUGUAAUAAUAAUCA
Messenger RNA from Ostrea edulis (European flat oyster), 3769 nucleotides. RefSeq names its product leucine-rich repeat-containing protein 63-like. Bases 499 to 2424 code for a protein of 641 amino acids. Gene Ontology annotation, molecular function: protein binding. The record is from RefSeq and is a predicted model, not a curated record. The transcript is spliced from 11 exons. Lineage: Eukaryota; Metazoa; Mollusca; Bivalvia; Ostreida; Ostreidae.